AUGACGACUCCAGAAGACGACUCAACUCGCCAGGAAACCCCUAACCAACCGCAGGACGUCACCGCGGACCGUCCUUCGGAAGACACCCAGGCACCAAAAAACGACUCCCACAAAAACCCCGGCGACGAUAGCAAACCCGGAUCAGGCUCCCCGGACCCCGAUGAUUCUGUCCAUGACUCCUUGCACGUCGGAGGCUUUCAGAAGACGACCACGAAUACCAAAGCCCCGGGGUCGAAGACCUCCAACACUGACACAGACAAGAAGCCAGACACGGCCAGCAAACAGCCGCCAACCAAAGAUCUGGGUCCCCCUUCAGACCAUUCGCCCGUCGCCGAGGGGGAGACGUCGACUGACGACGGCAACCUGACCGAUGUGAGCAUUCUCACAGAUGCUGAGCAUUCUGAGACAGCUCAAAACGCCACGAACAAAGACGCCCAGAAACCGUCCGAGCAUAUCGAUUCAAUCCCCGAUGCAGUGCCAAAUAACUAUGUCUCAACGUCGGCGCAAACUGACGAAGGCCCAGAGCCUGGCAAGGAGAGCGACAACACCGUCAACCACGUUGAGGACGACAAUGUCCCGGCAGCAGAUGAACCCCCCGAGCCCCUAGAGGCCGAAACUGGCAACGAACCGGACAAUGACAAUGCCUCUGUGAUGGACGACACCGCAACAGUUGACGAUGCCCCUAAAGCGGACAACGAGGCACCGGUCGACAGAACCCCUGAGCCCUCAGAAGCCGGCGACGCGCCUGAAGCCGACAGCGAGGUCGACGUAGACGGCGAUGUAGCGGCCAACAAGACCCCUGAUGUCUCUGAAGCGGGCGAUACUCCAACGGACUCGGAGCCAUACGAAGACUCGGACAUCACAAAACGGCUGCGAAGGAUGAAGGACAAGUCCCCCUCCCGGAAAGGACUCAUGCUAAAGUUUGGCCUCGAGGAAGUGAAGGCGCACUUCCUGUGGGUAUACGACGAAAGACAGCGGGCACAGGGCCGUGAUGACGAGCUCUGGGACCUGACGAACUUGCACACCUGCUUCCUGGAAGGCGGCGAGAACACCAGAACCAUGGUUCUGAACCUCUACGUCAAGCUUUUGCGGUCCUUGGGCCUGGUCGAAGCAGACCUAGUAGGCCGUGGAAAAUCGGGCGACUACUUGGGUGAUACGUGGGAAGCAGCCACACAAGACGGGAAUAAAGGGAUCUUCAUCGUCGAUACCCCAGAAGCCGAAAACUUCUCACCGUUGAAGGACACGUUAGCUAGGCGCUUCAAAAAGUCAAACGCUCCGCGGCCUCCGGUUGUCCUCUUCCACAUCCCACAUUCCGCUGAAAAUGCCACGGAUUACAUCCUCGAGUCAUCGGACGAUGUCCCCUCAAUGCACACAAUCCCGGUGCGGCAAACCGAGGACGACCUGCUCAAAACGGUCAGAAAAGAGUUCAAGAAGGAACUCUCGCACAGGGAGGCUGAGGGUGGGUGGGAUGGACCGAUUGCCCAAAAGUUCGUCCGGCGCGCCAUAAAAAACGGGGACCUGAGAACCCCCAACGCAGUCCGGGAGUCCGUGGAUGGGAUCAAGGAGCGGCGCAGGAAGAGAGUAGAAGCCGAGAAGGCAGGCAGAGCGCCGACGCCGGCAUCCACAGCAUAUUACAUCAAAUCAGACUUCUUGGGCGUCACGGCGGCUGAGCUGGGAUACCAAAGCGCCACCUUGGCCGAGCUGGAGAAGAUGAUCGGCAUGGAGGACGUCAAACAGUCGGUCCGCGAGCUCCUCGCUGAGGCUUCACUCAGUUUCCGCCUCGAGCUCGAGGGUGAACCGGCCCUCAGCGCGUGGUCCAACCGCCGAUGCCCCCCGGCACAGAAGCGCGCGUCCGACCUUAUCGGCCCCUACAUCGGCCACUCGGAAGAACUCACCCAAAAAGCCUUCAAAGAAGCCCGCGGCGGCGUGCUCAUCAUCGACGACUUCCACCUGCUCUUCCCCCAAACCAUGCACAACACCGACGGCUCCGACGUCUUCCGCGCCGCCGUCAUUGACACCAUCGUCGCCGAGAUCGACCCCAACACCACCCGCAAGGAAGCCAUCAUCCUGAUCGGCUACCCGGACGCCAUGGCCGAAGCCUUCGAGACCUCCAACCCCGGCCUCGCCCGGCGCUUCCCCCUCACCCAAGCCUUCCGCUUCUACCCCUAUACCUCCGCCCAACUCACGCAAAUCCUCCACCUCAAACUCACCACCCACAACCUGCACCCCACCCCCACCGCCCUCCGCGUCGCAGAAGACCUCCUCACCCUCGCCCGCCACCGCCCCAACUUCGGCAACGGCGGCGCCAUCGACAACCUGCUGCACGCAGCGCAACUCGCCCCGCAACGCUCGAUGCGCCCACCUCUCCGCCGGACGCGGACCUCGACCUCCACCUCCACCCGCAUGACUUCGACGCCGAAUGGAUGCGCGCCGCUGACUUCACGGGGCGCUGCACCGCGCUCUUCUUCCGAGACUACGGCUAUGUGCUGGCGUGAUGGGCAAUUCCAGGGGGUACCCAGGCGCGCGAGGCUGGACCCUGCGGCCAGUCGUGGGCCAAUGGCCGAGACGUGA
Chaetomium globosum CBS 148.51 is the source of this 2571-nucleotide messenger RNA. RefSeq lists its product as uncharacterized. Lineage: Eukaryota; Fungi; Ascomycota; Sordariomycetes; Sordariales; Chaetomiaceae. Gene Ontology annotation, molecular function: ATP binding; ATP hydrolysis activity. The record is from RefSeq and is a predicted model, not a curated record. The coding region runs from base 1 to 2571 and encodes 856 amino acids. The transcript has 7 exons.